CCCAGAGCGAUGUAACCUACUUCAUGAGGUCUACUCAGGAAUUGGACACUGGUAAGUAAUGGCGACGACCAUUCACUGUUUAGAUAUUUGACAUGUGCCUUUAGCUCCUCCUCUAGCUGCCCCUCUGCUCUCCCUCCAGCUCCUCUUAAUAGCUCAACCUACCCAACUCCGUGGCACCCCCACGAUCAAUGGCCACCGCCACAGCUUCACCCACAAUUUAUAUUCACUGGCCUAGGCCCCCGGAACAUGACGAAUCAUCAUCCAGAAGAUCUAAUUCAACCCGGUUCGAAACGACGGAAGAUCGAUCCCAGCGAACCCCAAGAAGCCAUUAACCUGCUGUCAGACGACGAAGGUAUUCCUGAUGAGAUUCACUACCCUCGAGUGCCAGUCGCAGGCCCCGCGGAAUGGGAGAAACCGAGAGAUGAGAACAGCCGGAUAUUGUCUAAGCCUAGCUUUGCCCCUACUCGACGGCCCCAUACGGACGAAAACGAGGUAAUAUGGGUUACACCCCGCUCGAAUCAAGAAAAUAGCCCAUAUGAAGCACCUCUUGCUCAAACGCCCACGACUCAAACGACUCAGAUGACCCCCAAUUCCCAUAGUGAAUCAACGAGGCAGACCGUGCCGGAUCCGCGGAUGAUACUUGGUGCGCAAGCCGUAGCAGGAAUGGCCGCGGAACAAUGCGACAGGACGCAAACAGUGACGGCACUGCCGGAGGGGAGUGUUUCUCGAUCAUCAGGAGUUCCAGGACAGCCAUGCGGACAGCCAGGCUCCAAUCUCAACACUGCAACAGGGGUACAACAGGUUCCUCGCAUACCGGGGGCUGGGCCCGGAGCAUCUGAUAGCACCUUGCCACCACCUUCGUCAUCGCCUCUGCAAAACGCCGCAAUAGCGGCGGGUCCGCCACCGAUAAUUAAUGAAGACCCGCCACUCUGCCCAGAACAAGCUGAGUUGGUUGACCUGAUUGUCAGUGGAAGAAACGUGUUCUACACUGGCUCAGCUGGCUGUGGAAAAUCAACUGUACUUAAGGUGUUCACCAAACGUCUGCGGGAGAUGGGAAAGAACGUACGGAUUCUUGCACCGACAGGUCGUGCGGCCUUGAAUGUGGGUGGAGCUACGACCUGGACCUACGCAGGAUGGACACCGGACGCCCACAAGCGACCGCUGGAGAAGCUCAAGGAAGAAGCGCAUGGCAAGUACGUCUGGAAACGCUUCACAGGAACGGAUGUUUUGGUGAUCGAUGAGAUUAGUAGUAAGCCACUUUCAAAGCCCCAGUCCAGGCCCGGUCCAUUUGCCAGACUGGAUCACACAAAGGAGAUUGGGUCAGGACACCUUGGCCUUAGAUUACGAUCUGAGCCUCCUCGUUCAAUAACAUACACUCAACGGAUAUUCACUAAUCUGUUGAUGCAGUGGUUGAAAACCAUCACUUUGAACGACUCAAUGAGGUUAUGAAGGCGGCUCGCAGCGUUCCCCGCAAGCCUGAUCGAGCCUUUGGGGGAGUUCAGGUCAUCGUAACAGGUGACUUCUGUCAGUUGCCGCCAGUGAAGCCGUUUCAGCAUUGCAUAACGUGUGGCAGAGAGUGUAUUGAGAGCUAUUCGGCCGAUGG
Molecule: messenger RNA, 1603 nt
Organism: Pseudomassariella vexata
Lineage: Eukaryota; Fungi; Ascomycota; Sordariomycetes; Amphisphaeriales; Pseudomassariaceae
Exons: 1
Coding region: 247-1449 (400 amino acids)
Source: RefSeq, a predicted model, not a curated record